AUGCAGGAUUUUAAGGAUUUCAUCGACGGAGAAGUUAGACUUUAUUGGAAGCCAACAUUGGGUUUAUCUAUGAUUUUAUUCAUGAUGCUUACAACCUUUACCGUUAUGGUGCUUUUUGGCGUAAAGACUGCAAAAGCUUUACAGAACAAAGGACUGAGCCAGAAAACGAUAAAGCUGCAAAAGCAAUUGCUUAUAGCGUUAGCAUUUCAGGCGCUUAUUCCAUUGGUACUGACGUACAUCCCACGUACUAUAACCCUUCUUCUGCCAAUCAUGGGUAUCUCACUACCAAGCAUUCUCAGAUUCACACCUCUGGUCAUAACGCUUUCCAUCACUGUACUGGACCCAUUUGCUAUAAUUCUAUGCAUUAGCGACUAUAGAUGCUUGGUUUUGCAGUUUAUCAAGAACCCUAUACGUUCCACUGUAAUUGUGCCAACGGUCACAAUUGUACUCAGUACCACCAAGACAGUACAAAAGUGA
Messenger RNA from Cylicocyclus nassatus, 477 nucleotides. Lineage: Eukaryota; Metazoa; Nematoda; Chromadorea; Rhabditida; Strongylidae. The record is from the annotation of a GenBank genome assembly.